GUGUGUGUGCGGAUCUCUCACACACUGUCAGAUGCCAGAGGCUGCGGUUGUGCAUGCAGGUCUGUGCGGUGACACACGGAUGAGAGGCGCUGUGUGUGUGCGAGCCGUUCUGGAGGGAGAGCGAGACGGCUGCCGUAUCCCUGAGCACGAGGAUGGGCUGCAAUCUGUGUAGUUUACAGAAGAGAGAGGAGCAUUACAAACUACUGUACGAGAUCUCACAGGUGAACGGGAGGGAUCUGUCGAGAGCCAGUCAUGAGGAGGCGGCGGAGGCUUUACGCAGCGCUAAAGACCCCAUCGUGGUGCAGGUGCUCCGGCGGACCCCUCGGCCCCGGGGUCAAGGGUCAGCGCAGGACGUCCAGCUGGUGGACGUGUGCACACAGACGGAGAUCACCUUCGAGCACAUCAUGGCUUUGGCCAAACUGCGUCCCGCCACGCCGCCGGUGCCGGACAUCUGCCCCUUCCUCCUGUCCGACAGCUGUCUCUCUCUGCACACGAUGGAUCAGGAAUACUUGGAGGGCAGCGAGUAUCUCUCCAACAUGGCAGCGGACGCCGAGAGGACCGAUGACUUUGAGUACGAGGAGGUUGAGCUGCGUCGACUGAGCUGUCAGGAGAAGCUGGGGCUCACGCUGUGCUACAGGACAGACGAGGACGAGGACAUCUACGUCAGCGAGAUCGAGCUGAACAGCAUCGCUGCGCGAGACGGUCGAAUCCGAGAAGGAGACCGUAUUUUACAGAUAAAUGGGCGGGACGUUCAGGACAGACAGGAAGCGGUGGCGGUUCUCUCGAAUGAAGAAUGCAGGAAUAUUGUGCUGCUGGUCGCAAGGCCGGAAAUACAGGAUGAGCCGUGGCUGGAUGACGAGCACAGCGAAUACUUAGAGGAGCUGAAGAUGGAGAUGCUGGAGGAGGAGGAGGAGGAGAUGAAGAGAGCGACUCGAGAGGAAGACCAGAAGGCCAGAGCAACUCAAGAAGAAAGCAUCACGGCGUCCUGCUCCUACAGUCAGGACCCAGAGAGGAGCGUCCUUGCUCAGAUCCAGAAGCAGCUGUCGCAGUGCGUGUCGGGCCGGAGCUCAGCGGACGGAGCGGAGAAGCUGCUGGAGCUGAAGUGUCAGAUCCGCAGCGGCGGCGAGUACGACCUGUUCUACGCACGCAGCAGCAUCCAGUGCAGCGGUGUGGAGCGCGAGCUGCGGAUGCUGAACGAGGAGCUGCGCAGCAUCCAGCUGGAGUGCCAGAGCAUCAUGAAGGUGCAUCAGCUGGGAUCCCGCGAGCGUCCCGAGAAGUCAGACAAGGACAGCUCGAGCGCGUAUAACACGGCCGAGAGCUCGCGCAGCACGCCGCUCGCCGCAGAUCGCUCUCCGGAGCACCGCAGGGUCAGCCUGACCAACCGCAGGAACCUGCUAGCGCUCCGACGGGCCCCAAGCGGCAGCCCCGACCACAGCAACCCAUCCGAGUCCGAGCAGACGCCGCCCGAGGGCCCACAGCGCCAGAGCUGCAUGCAGCUGAUCCAGCAGCAGACGGCGCUGGAGUUCGUCAGCCGGCCUUCUGAACCCAAGAUGGAGUGGAAGGUGAAGGUCCGGAGCGACGGAACCAGCUGCCGCUGCUGGGAGCGAGCGCUCAAGAUCAAGGAGGAGCGCAGCGGCGGCAUGACGACUGAUGACGAUGCCAUGAGCGAGAUGAAGAUGGGACGCUACUGGAGCAAGGAGCAGCGCAAGCAGCACCUCCUGCGGGCCAAGGAGCAGCGGCGGCGGCGCGAGUUCAUGCAGCGGAGCCGGCUGGAGAGUCUGCGGGAGAAUCCACUCAGCAGCGGAGAGGGACGCUCGGAGCCCAGCAUCAUCGAGCUCAGCCACCGCAAGAUGAUGAAGAAGAGGAACAAGAAGAUCCUGGACAACUGGAUGACCAUUCAGGAGCUGAUGACACACGGAGAGAAAGCGCCUGAGGGAUCCGCAGUCCACAACGCCUUUCUGUCUGUCACUACUGUAUAGAUUCACACGCCACUUCUCAAACUUUACCCCAUGCGGUACGAUCAACUUUUGCCUCGUUCAAUGCGGCGAUUUUUAUGAGAAAAGCCCGGAAUAUUUUUCACUUUGUUAAUGUUUUCUAAGCAACUCAAUGAUAUUCACUGCAUUUUUUAUGCUUUUUUUGUUACCGGAAUAUUUCAACUAAGGUACAUAAAGGUAUAUUUCACUCAAACAUUACAGUUAUGUCAUAAUUCACUUUCAGUCCAAACCUUUAUGACUUUCUACAGAGUCUCUAAAAGGACAUGGUGAUGGAAAAAUAUGACAUGGGAGAAAAAAUGAUUUCUGUGUUUUUGAGUGUGCUAGCAAUAGUUUGACAUUC
This is a messenger RNA of Sinocyclocheilus rhinocerous, 2334 nucleotides long. Its product is annotated as PDZ domain-containing RING finger protein 4. NCBI's taxonomy places the organism in Eukaryota, Metazoa, Chordata, Actinopteri, Cypriniformes, Cyprinidae. The record is from RefSeq and is a predicted model, not a curated record. Gene Ontology annotation, molecular function: protein binding. The transcript is spliced from 10 exons. Bases 153 to 1979 code for a protein of 608 amino acids.